AUGGCUUCGGGAAAGCAAAAUGGACUUGAAAGUCUUGAAUUUGAUAUUGAUGUCAAUGAUCAACAAAGCAAAGAGGAGGGAAAGACAUGUGGGAACGGCUGUGUAACAGAGGAAGACAAAAAUAAACCAACCUAUUCUGUGACUGAUGUCCCCCCGUGGUACCUUAGCAGUUUUCUGGCCAUUCAGCAUUACCUCCUAGCAUGUAGUGGAUUGAUCUCCAUCCCCCUCAUUCUCUCGGAGGGGCUGUGUCUGCAGCACGACAGCCUGACCCAGAGUCGCCUCAUCAACACCAUUUUCUUUGCCUCUGGCCUGAUCACGCUGCUGCAGGUCAUCUUCGGUGUCAGGCUUCCCAUCCUGCAGGGAGGCACAUUUUCUUUGAUGACCCCUGCCAUGGCCAUGUUGUCCACGCCAGAGUGGAAGUGUCCAGCUUGGACCCAGAACGCCACUCUGGUCAACACCUCCUCACCUCUGUUCAGAGAAGUGUGGCAGACUCGCAUGAGAACACUGCAGGGCUCCAUCAUGGUGGCCUCACUCCUCCAGAUCCUAGUCGGUUUCUCUGGCCUCAUCGGCUUCCUCAUGCGCUUCAUUGGGCCUUUAACCAUCGCCCCUACAGUCUCCCUCAUUGGCCUGUCACUGUACGAUUCAGCCGGAGCCAAGGUUGGCAGCCACUGGGGCAUCUCUGCUAUGACCACCGUGCUGAUCAUCCUGUUCUCCCAGUACCUCCGUCUCAUACCAAUCCCUGUUCCUGCAUAUAGUAAAGCCAAGAAACUGCACACCUCAAAGUUUUAUAUCUUCCAGUUCAUGCCUAUUCUGCUGGGCGUUCUGAUCUCAUGGUUAGUCUGCUACCUCCUCACCAUCUACGAUGUCCUGCCGUCUGAUCCAGCCCAAUAUGGUCACCUGGCUCGCACUAAUGUGAAGGGAGAUGUGGUGAACGAGGCUCCGUGGUUCACAUUUCCUUAUCCUGGUCAGUGGGGCAUGCCAGCUGUGAGCCUGGCAGGUGUGUUUGGCAUGAUGGCUGGAAUAAUAUGCUCCAUGGUUGAGUCUGUGGGCGACUACCACUCAUGUGCUACUCUGUCAAGGGCCCCUCCGCCCCCCAAACACGCCAUCAGCCGAGGCAUUGGCGUUGAGGGGCUCGGCAGUUUGUUGGCAGGGGCUUUGGGCACAGGGAACGGCACUACCUCACUUAGUCAGAAUGUGGCUGCCCUGGGCAUCACCAAGGUGAGCAGCCGAGUGGUGAUUCUUCUGAGUGGAGCUUUCAUGAUUUUGAUAGGAAUGGUGGGUAAAAUUGGAGCCAUCUUCACCACCAUCCCCACCCCUGUGUUGGGAGGGAUGUUACUGAUCAUGUUUGGAGUGAUAACUGCAGCAGGAAUUUCUAACCUGCAGUCCACAGACAUGAAUUCCUCCAGGAAUAUAUUUGUUUUUGGUUUUUCCAUGUUUUCUGCACUCGUCAUUCCAAACUGGAUCAUGAAGAAUCCUGAUUUCUUAGACACAGGUUUCAAAGAGGUCGACCAAGUGUUGCACAUAUUGUUGACGACCCACAUGUUUGUAGGAGGAUUUCUUGGCUUCUUCCUAGAUAACACAAUUCCUGGGAGCAAACGUGAGCGCGGCCUCUCAGUCAGGGACAAAGAUCAUCUUGAAGACUCGAGCUGCACCUUGGGAACUGAAGAGGUGUAUGACCUCCCCUUUGGCAUUACUUCUUGCCUCUCGUCCCAAUCUUGGGUUCCUGUAAUUGGGCUAGGGUCUUUGGCCUGA
This is a messenger RNA of Plectropomus leopardus (leopard coralgrouper), 1752 nucleotides long. Its product is annotated as solute carrier family 23 member 1-like. The record is from RefSeq and is a predicted model, not a curated record. Gene Ontology annotation, biological process: transmembrane transport. Gene Ontology annotation, molecular function: transmembrane transporter activity. NCBI's taxonomy places the organism in Eukaryota, Metazoa, Chordata, Actinopteri, Perciformes, Serranidae. Gene Ontology annotation, cellular component: membrane.